AUGGCGAAUGGUCUGUGCAAAAACACACAAAGACGAGUCCAACGGAUGCAUUUGUUUCUUCUCCUGGAGUACUUAAAGGAUGUUUAUUUUACCCAUUAUAAUUUCUUCCAGUACAUUCGACUUUCUUAUGAUAGCAAUUUGGAUCAGCUGUUGCACUUGAUGAUUAAAGAAUGGCAGAUGGAGUUGCCAAAACUAGUGAUCUCUGUUCAUGGAGGCUUUCAAAAUUUCAAGCUUCCCUCAAAGGUCAAGCAGAUUUUCAGCAAAGGAUUGGUGAAGGCUGCUGAGACUACAGGAGCAUGGAUAAUUACAGCAGGCAUCAACAGCGGAGUGUCCAGGCAUGUGGGGGAUGCACUGAAAGGCCGUGCCUCACCACACCUGAAAAAGAUCUGUGCUGUUGGGAUUCCUCCAUGGGGUGUCAUUGAGAACCAGAGGGAUCUCAUUGGAAAAGAUGUAGUUUGCCUGUACCAGACUCUUGGUAAUCCACUCAGCAAGCUAAGUACCCUCAACAGCAUGCAUUCUCAUUUUCUAAUGGCAGAUGAUGGGACAGUAGGCAAGUAUGGGAAUGAAAUGAUGCUAAGGAGAAAUUUGGAGAAGUACAUAUCACUUCAAAAAAUACACACAAGAAUGGGCCAAGGUGUACCCGUAGUUGGGUUGGUGGUGGAAGGAGGCCCCAGUGUGAUCCUAAUGGUGUGGGAGUACGUGAGAGCCAGCCCAGCUGUCCCUGUGGUGGUCUACGAGGGGACUGGCAGAGCUGCAGAUAUCCUGGCUUUUACCCACAAACACGUGGGUGACACGGG
Messenger RNA from Tauraco erythrolophus (red-crested turaco), 797 nucleotides. The record is from RefSeq and is a predicted model, not a curated record. Lineage: Eukaryota; Metazoa; Chordata; Aves; Musophagiformes; Musophagidae.